UUGUAAAUGUCAAAUUAAUGAUCAAAGGGAGUUCUUCGAAUUAUUUGUGUUUAUAAUUUAUAAAUUUUAUUUUAUAUUAAUAAUAACAUGGAAUUCUGGAAAAUUUGUUUAAUUUCCAUACUUGGAAUAUAUUUCUGCACCGAUAUACAAUUUGUAUCUGGACUUGAAUGCUACGUUUGUUCUAAUCAAACGGGAAACACUGAGAAAUGCCUAAACACAAUUAAAACUUGUGAUCAAGGUGACGAUGUUUGUUUCACAGAAAUCCGAUGGGGCAGUCAACCGUAUUUCUCCCAAGGAGCCCUCAAACAGUAUUACGUUUCGAAACGAUGCAUGCCAAAAAGUCACUGCCAAAAGCAAAGGAAACGAUUUAUGCCAUACUGCACCCAUAUCUGGUAUGAAGAUUGGACAUGUGCCGAAUGCUGUCAGGGAGAUAGAUGCAAUUAUUUUGUAAUUAGUGGAACACCCAAAACGACAAUCUCUGGAACAGUCUUGAUGUUUGGCUUCAUUUUGGCAAUUUUUAAUCAAUUUACUUAAACAAAAAUCAGAGAACAGUAACUCAUUUCAUUCAUUCCAAAUGUAGCACAAUAUUACUACCAAUCUCGAAUACCUUUUUGUACGAAUAACUUAUCGUUAGAAUAGAAACUGUUGGAUAGUGCCUUAUUUACUUGAUGUUUCAUGUUUACAUAGACUUAAGAUAAAUCCGUCCAUUUUUUUGUUUUAUUCACUUAGGCAGGAAAAUAAAUCUUUUUAAUUUUCUUAUAUAUA
Molecule: messenger RNA, 765 nt
Organism: Episyrphus balteatus (marmalade hoverfly)
Lineage: Eukaryota; Metazoa; Arthropoda; Insecta; Diptera; Syrphidae
Exons: 3
Coding region: 88-534 (148 amino acids)
Source: RefSeq, a predicted model, not a curated record